Suillus subaureus is the source of this 868-nucleotide messenger RNA. Its product is annotated as Phox homologous domain-containing protein. Gene Ontology annotation, biological process: late endosome to Golgi transport; endocytic recycling. NCBI's taxonomy places the organism in Eukaryota, Fungi, Basidiomycota, Agaricomycetes, Boletales, Suillaceae. The record is from RefSeq and is a predicted model, not a curated record. Gene Ontology annotation, molecular function: phosphatidylinositol-3-phosphate binding. Gene Ontology annotation, cellular component: early endosome membrane; retromer complex. The coding region runs from base 115 to 585 and encodes 156 amino acids. The transcript is spliced from 5 exons.
GUCCGAAAUAUCAUAUCAAGCAGUGACGAGUGACUCAGAUGUGACAAGUUGUGACAGCUGCGUGGGUGACAAUGUGGUGUUCACGCUGAGACUUGCACCAACGUUAACAACGACAUGACAACUGUGUCGCCAUUCGCUCGCAGCAGCGCGUUCGACGAGCCCCGCAUCAGCGGGCGCGAGCAGACCAUUGAAGAAAUGUACAGCGUCCCUGAGAGCUUCUUAGAAAUUGAAGUUCGCAAUCCUCAAACACAUGGUUUUGGUAGAAAGAUGUAUACCGACUACGAGAUCGUGUGCAAGACAAACAUUCCUGCAUUUAAGCUGCGCCAUUCCCUCGUCCGGCGCCGUUAUUCUGACUUCGAGGCGUUCCGCGAUAUCCUGGAGCGCGAAUCCACCCGCGUCAACAUCCCUCCACUCCCUGGCAAAGUCUUCACCAACAGAUUCUCUGACGAAGUCAUUGAGAGUCGGAGGGAGGGACUGGAACGGUUCUUAAGCAUUGUUGCUGGUCACCCACUCCUGCAGACCGGUAGUAAGGUUCUCUGCGCAUUUAUGCAGGAUCCUGCCUGGGAGAAGUCUCAAUGGGUGUAAACCACCUAGGUCAUACUUGUAAUAAUCACUUCGGAAGACAACCUUGACAUACGUUAUGUACCCUUCUGCUACACUCUCUUGUAUAUUUUACGUUGUUUGUUUUAUGCCGUGCCUCACUAUAGAUUCAUUUUUAUCUGUCGAUCACUCAGCGUAGAUUGGAAGGACUACAUCUGAUGAUGCUCGUGAACAACAAUAUCUAAUACAGAUCUACCACAAGUGUUCAGCGCGCAAAUCAGAACUUCAGAAGUCGAAUCACUUACCGCAGAUCCAUGGAGAAACCCGU